AUGCGUUUCAUCACCAACAAAAAAGAGAAUGAAAUGAAGCGUCCCAAAAAGUUCUUUAGGCCGUUGUCUAUGCUACGGGCGAAAACUGAAAACUCAGGGGAUGAGUCGACUGACGGGAAUGGAAACGAUAUGGAUCAUCUCCAACUUCCAUAUUUUGGUGACCAAGAAGAUUCUGAAAGUGAUGAAGAGUUAGGUAGUUGUCAGAUCGAUCUAGACCAUGCAGAAUCGAUUAUUGGAGGAUCAUCUGUAAUAUCAAGGCAUGAGGGCGGCAAUCACAAUCAAAUUGCUAGUGGCAGGAAUGAAGACGCUCAGUCCACGCACAAGGUUUUCUCAUUUUCGUUACCAUUUGCCGGUUCUUUUUCACCAAGGUCUUUACCACGUUUGGCUCGUUUAAAUCCGUUCAGCUCUAACGAAGAUCGAAGGCAACAGAUUAAGCUUAAAUUGACAAGGCAGGAGUCAAUAUCAACCUUGGAAGAAGAGUAUUUAUUCAAAGAUAGGACGUUGGACAAUUCUAGGGUUACAGCGAUAAAACGAGCCCUCACCCCAACAAACAUAAAAAAGGAGAUAAGGUACCAUCUCACAUAUGCGGAGAGACCUCAAUGGGAAAGGAUCUUUGAAGAGCUAGAUGGUGACGUGCUCGUAUUAGGCGGAUAUCGGGGAAGUAUUCUUCGUGACACCGCAACCAAAAGGCGCGCUUGGCUACCUGUAGUUAAAGCGGGAUUCAAUUUCAAAAAGAUUGAUCUUUAUAUAGGACCUGACGUAGCAGAUGAAUUGAAUGUUGAAAGCAAAAUUUAUCCUGACGGAAUUCUAUCGCAUAUUGGACCAAUCGACAUUUGCAAAAAGCUACUAAAAAGGUUAGAGAACUCAAACGCUACACUUCACAACUAUGGCUAUGAUUGGAGACUUUCAGCCCACCUUAGUUCACAAAAAUUAACUAAGACCUUGCAAAGGAUAAACAGGGAAAAUGGUGGAAAAGGUGUUCUUGUAAUCGCCCAUUCUAUGGGCGGACUCAUAGCGCAUCACUCUAUGCAAUGCAACCCUGAACUAUUUAGGGGGAUUCUUUACGUUGGAGUUCCUUCUAAAUGCCCCAAUGUUUUAGGUCCAAUUAGAUUUGGUGACAAUGUAUUACUAUCCAGUAGGAUCCUGUCUGCAGAAGUAAACUUCAUGAUGAGAUCAAGCUUCAUAUUUCUACCAUUAGACGGAGAGAUUUUUGUUGAUAAGACAAAAAAUAAUGAGAAAAUUCUACUCGAUUUUUUUGAUCCUAAAACAUGGGAAGAGUAUCAUCUUUCUAGUUUAGUAUGCGAACAGAGAAAGCGCCUGGUUUCUGAGGGUAAAGACUUGAUCGAAGAAUCUACUGGGCUGGCAUUUCGGACUUCUUAUCUCGAUGCCUGUAGGUACCUAAGUGAAACACUAAAAAGUGCUAAAAGUUUCCUACUAGAGCUUGAAUAUGAUCCAUCAAAAAAAUCGAGAUAUCCACCACUGGCAAUUGUAUACGGUAACAACUCGGCUUCUGUCCGUGAAUCCCAGGUUCAAGGCUUUGAUGGACUAAAAGCUGGUGAUUGGACAGAUUUCACGUAUGGGCCUGGUGAUGGAGUGGUGCAUCAAAAAUGGUUGAUGCCUGAAAAAAGAGGAUUUAACAUUGUGGGGAAAUUUGCAUCUUCUGCUGGUCAUGUGAGCCUUAUGACAGACUUUGAUGCAAUUGCGAAAGGUUUGAUGGCUAUACUAAAUGCGGAGGGAGAAGGACUGGCUAAGUGA
Komagataella phaffii GS115 is the source of this 1755-nucleotide messenger RNA. RefSeq lists its product as uncharacterized. NCBI's taxonomy places the organism in Eukaryota, Fungi, Ascomycota, Pichiomycetes, Pichiales, Pichiaceae. The record is from RefSeq and is a predicted model, not a curated record. Bases 1 to 1755 code for a protein of 584 amino acids. Gene Ontology annotation, molecular function: triacylglycerol lipase activity. The transcript has a single exon.